This is a messenger RNA of Myzus persicae (green peach aphid), 2047 nucleotides long. It is a transcript of the gene Mvl, whose product is annotated as protein Malvolio. Lineage: Eukaryota; Metazoa; Arthropoda; Insecta; Hemiptera; Aphididae. Bases 297 to 1979 code for a protein of 560 amino acids. Gene Ontology annotation, biological process: response to manganese ion; manganese ion homeostasis; metal ion transport. The record is from RefSeq and is a predicted model, not a curated record. Gene Ontology annotation, cellular component: apical plasma membrane. The transcript has 13 exons. Gene Ontology annotation, molecular function: manganese ion transmembrane transporter activity; cadmium ion transmembrane transporter activity; iron ion transmembrane transporter activity.
UUAUUAUUAUUUACUCACUAUCUUAUCUGUCAUAAUUCGUCAAUAUAAUUGUUGGAGUGGAAUCAUUAUAAUUAUUGUAAUCGGUCCUUAUUGUUGUAUCAUUUGUCCCCUCUCCGGUGUCGAACGUUAAAAAAAUCUUUUAAAACUAUUUUUCAACCAUUGUCCAUUGUUCGGUUUACUGAGUUUCGGUUAGCAACUGAAAUAGGUGCUAACGUAGUAUUUUGUUUACAAUUUUCAUUUUCAAUUUUUCCAUACAUUUUUCUUACUUGUAAAGACCGUAUGAUGACAGAAUAACCAUGUCCGAUUACUGUUUAGUGCCCACCAUGGAUGAGUCGCAUCCCAGGCCGACUGAAACUACAGGCUUGUCAGGGAAAGUUGAAAAAGAAGAAAAAGUUCAUAUUCCUGAAUCAAGCUCGGCGGGAUUUAGUUUUCGGAAACUAUGGGCAUUUACAGGGCCUGGAUUUUUGAUGAGUAUUGCCUACCUUGAUCCAGGCAAUAUAGAAUCAGACCUACAGUCUGGUACGACUGCCAGGUACAAGUUACUAUGGGUGUUAAUGAGUGCUACCAUUUUGGGUUUGGUAAUGCAACGACUAUCAGCUCGCUUAGGUGUUGUUACCGGCCUUCAUUUAGCUGACAUGUGUUAUCGCCAGUACAGAAAAGCUCCAAGACUAUUUGUUUGGCUAAUGAUGGAAGUUGCUAUCAUUGGUUCAGAUAUGCAAGAAGUCAUCGGCACUUCAAUUGCAAUUUACUUAUUGAGUAACAAAAUGAUACCACUUUGGAUAGGAGUGCUGAUCACUGUCAUUGAUACUUUAUCUUUUUUGAUGCUGGACAAGUAUGGACUUCGAAAAUUGGAACUAGUGUUUGGUCUAUUCAUUGUUAUAAUGGCAUUGUCAUUUGGAUAUGAGUUUGCAAUUGUUCAACCUGAUAUAAAAGAUAUGGCUAAAGGAUUGGUUACUCCUUGGUGUUCAAACUGUCAAGAAUCUGCUCUUCUUCAGGCUGUCGGCAUUAUUGGAGCAAUCAUAAUGCCACAUAAUCUUUACUUACAUUCAGGCCUAGUCAAGUCUAGAGAAGUUGACAGAACAAAAAAAGACAAAUUACGAGAAGCCAACUAUUAUUUUUUUAUCGAAUCUAGUGUUGCUUUAUUUGUAUCAUUUGUUAUCAAUGUGUGUGUUGUAUCAGUUUUUGCUCAUGGAUUAUACAAUAAGACAAAUAGUGAUGUGUUAGAGAUCUGUACCAAGAACAAUAACACAUAUUCAGAUAUUUUCCAAAAUGAUACCCAAUUAGUAGAAGUUGACAUAUACAAAGGUGGGGUAUUCCUUGGUUGUCAAUUUGGCAUAGGCGCCAUGUAUAUUUGGGCAAUUGGUAUUUUAGCUGCCGGUCAAAGUAGUACAAUGACCGGAUGUUAUGCUGGACAAUUUGUAAUGGAAGGCUUUUUAAACCUCCAAUGGAGCCGAUGGAAAAGAGUUGGGUUUACUCGACUUGUUGCUAUAGCACCCACUUUUUAUGUGGCAUUUUUUAGUAAUAUUAAUGACUUGACUGGUAUGAAUGACCUAUUAAAUGCGGUAAUGAGCUUACAACUACCAUUUGCUACACUUCCAGUCAUUGCAUUUACUAGUAAUCCUCGCAUUAUGGGAGAGUUCACCAAUGGAUUGGGAAAUAUUUUAAUAACAAUUGUUUUGUCUGUUAUUAUUAUAAGUAUAAAUAUAUACUUUGUAAUCCAUCAUACUAUCACAAAUUUCACUUACAAUUUGACUUUAUUAAUUGGAGUUUUGACGUAUAGUACAAUUUAUUUAUUAAUGUGUGCAUAUCUUACACUGCAUCUAGUUAUCAGUAUGCUGGACGAUUGCAGUGUGUUACGUAGAAAUCCGUUUGUUAUUAGAUUUAUUGGUCCACAAAUCGGGAACACUUUUUCUCAACAUCAACAAACAAAUUCUUCUCCUCCUAGCAGCCAAGAUGACAUAACAAAUAUCAAGCUAUAAUAAUGAAUAAUGUUGGAAUGUUGUUGCAUGUGUCAAAAGGAUUGUACUUAACACCGUACGACUAGCAA